Diprion similis is the source of this 1534-nucleotide messenger RNA. RefSeq names its product cytoplasmic phosphatidylinositol transfer protein 1 (gene rdgBbeta). NCBI's taxonomy places the organism in Eukaryota, Metazoa, Arthropoda, Insecta, Hymenoptera, Diprionidae. The transcript has 9 exons. The record is from RefSeq and is a predicted model, not a curated record. Gene Ontology annotation, molecular function: phosphatidylinositol transfer activity; phosphatidylinositol binding. Gene Ontology annotation, cellular component: cytoplasm. The coding region runs from base 67 to 978 and encodes 303 amino acids. Gene Ontology annotation, biological process: phospholipid transport.
GCGGCUUGAAGUACGCUGCUUUUGAUACUUAUUCGCGUUUGUUUAUCUUAUGGUGUUUCGUCGUCUAUGGUUCGUCCCAUCACAGCAGACCACAUUACGAUGGUGUUGACUAAGGAAUAUCGGAUAUGCAUGCCGUUUACCACGGAGGAGUAUCAAAUCGGACAAUUGUAUAUGAUUGCGCGACACAGUCACGAGCAAUCUGAUUCUGAUGAAGGUGUCGAAGUUAUUGAGACAUCGCCCUGCGAACAUGCCACUCAUGGAACAGGUCAAUUUACGGAGAAGAGGAUUCAUCUUUCAAAUAAACUACCGUAUUGGAUCCAAUCAUUUGUACCGAAGAUAUUUUACAUUACUGAAAAAGCUUGGAACUACUAUCCUUUCACAAUUACAGUUUACACAUGUUCGUUCAUACCCACAUUUCACAUAUCUAUCAAUACCAGAUACGAAAACAACAAUGGCUCGAAUGAAAACUGUUUAGAUUUAACUCCUGUGGAACUUAUUCAUCGGGAAGUUGAUUUCAUUGACAUCGCGUAUGACGAAAUAGCUGCCAAACACUACAAAGAGGAGGAGGAUCCAAAAUACUUCAAAUCGAAAGUAACUGGACGAGGGCCUCUCGUCGAAGGAUGGAGAGAUGUUACGCAGCCUAUAAUGUGCUCGUAUAAAUUGGUCCAGGCCUCGUUCGACGUGUGGGGAAUGAGGACACGAGUCGAGGAGUUCAUUCACAGAUGCAUACGGGAUAUACUUUUACUUGGACAUCGACAAGCUUUCGCGUGGAUAGACGAUUGGUAUGGAAUGACACUGGAAGACGUACGGCAAUACGAGUCAAACAUGCAAUCCGAAACCAACAAGAAAGUCAAUGUCAAGCCUACCGAACCUAUGUCACCCACCGCAACUACUACACCUUCAACCUCUGUUCCGUCAUCGCCUAGCCAAGAAACCGCAAAGGAAGCAGCAAAUCGUUCAUGGUUCUCCUGGUCAUAGCCUGCAGGAAACCUCCUAGAAAAUGUGUCGAGAUUUGCAGCCAGCAAUCGCCACACCUCGAUUAUUUACGUUCUAAAAAUAACAAGUAUAUUACUGUAUUUAUUACUGACGAACCGAGAACCGUUCGAGUGUUCGUAUACAACACGCACUGCACAAUUUGAUAUUUGUAAAAAGUUCAAUUUUUUCCCCGUUAAAAGAUUGAUUAAUUUCCAAGUAUCCAAGCAAUCAAAAUAAUCUGUGAGAUAUAUACUUUCCACGUAAAUUGUCACGCAGAGUUUAUUGUAGUCAAAAUGUAGUGCAAUGUAUAGUUAGAAUAGCGAGGUGUUCAUUCUUUUAUGCAAUUGUACGGCCACGCGGAUGAAAUUUCGCUACCGGUAUUAAUACGAUUUUUGUGGCGUUGAUAUUGCGGGUAUUCCUUGUUCGUACUAGGAUUGAAUACAGCUUCAACAUAAUGUCGUUUCAUGUGGAUGUAAUUCACGAUAAGUAUUUUUGUCCUUUGCAGUGAAAAUAAGGCAAAUUGAUCGUUCCUUUUAAUUUAAUUUAAAAAUCAAAAGAU